CAACCAUGCUCACGGAAGCCGAGUGGGCGGACGCGCUCCUGCCGCUAUGGAAGGAGUACUUUGCCUCGGAGGACGACAUCGACCUCGUCAAGUCCGACUUCCUUGGGCCGCUGCUCCAGUUCCACGCGCUCCUCCGCGACUGCCGGCAGCCCGACGGCUUCCUCGCCCAAGUGCGUCCAGCCAUCCUAGUUGAGUGCGCAUUGAUGCUGCUGGCUAGGUCAACCUCAUGGAGGCGACGGUCGUGACGGUCCUGGCCAAGCAUCUCUUUAGCCUCUUUGGCGACGACGCGCAAGAGUGCUUCACGGUCGGGUACGAGCACUACCUCCGGUCGCUUGGCCUCGCGCUGUGCAUGCUGCGCCACGAAGACGAGAUUGCGGCGUCCGAAUACGACAUGCUUCCGCGCGACAAGCUCGUCAUGACCAAGGACAAGAUUUACGUGCGCAUCGUGGGCUGGGAGCCCGAGACAUCGAUCGGCGACCUCAAGGCCCACGCCGUCGACACGUUCGUCAGCGUCACGGGCACCGUCAUCCGCGUCAACGCGAUCAAGCCGCUCGUCGUCUGGUGCGAGUUUCUCUGCGAGAAAUGCGAAGGCGUCACGCCCCGGUACUUUCCCGAUGGCAACUUUGACCCGCCAUCGGGCUGCGGCAGCUGCAAGAGCAAGGCCGCGCUCGUCCCGCACCGCAGCUCGGCGCGCACCGUCGACUUUCAAAAGAUCAAGCUACAGGAGGUCGACAACUGCGACGCGGCCGCGGGUCGCAUUCCGCGCAUGGUCGAAGUCGAGCUCUUAGAAGAACUCGUCGACUCGUGCGUGCCUGGCAGCGUCGUCACCGUCUGCGGCGCCGUCAAGGCCAUGAACUCGGAGCUCCACGGCGGCAAGUACGGCAAGCAAGCCCAAGCCAGCAGUCUCUACGUGCUCUACCUCGUUGCAAAUUCCGUGACGAGCGUCACGCAGUCCGAGGCGUCGUCGACCCAGGAGAACGUCGAGUUCACCGCCGAGGACCUCGAUGGCAUCUACAAGAUCGCACAUAUGGACCGCGUGUUUGACCGGCUCAUUCACUCAUUUUGCCCUGGUAUCUUCCGCAACGAGCUCGUCAAGGCAGGACUGUUGCUCGCGCUCUUUGGCGGCGCCCAGCGCAAGGAGGACGCUGGCUUCACCCGCAGCGACUCCCACGUGCUCAUGGUCGGUGACCCGGGCCUCGGGAAAAGCCAGAUGCUGCGGGCCGUCUCGAUGGUGACACCGCGCGGUAUCUACGUCGGCGGCAACACGACAACGACGACGGGGCUUACCGUCACGAUGGUCAAGGACUCGUCCGGCGACUACGCGCUCGAAGCCGGUGCGCUCGUCCUGGCCGACCAGGGUGUUUGUUGCAUUGAUGAGUUUGACAAGAUGGGUAUUGACUACCAGGCGCUGCUCGAGGCCAUGGAGCAGCAGAGCAUUAGCAUUGCCAAGGCGGGCAUCGUGUGCAACUUGAACGCGCGGACGUCGGUGAUUGCGGCGGCGAAUCCCUCGGGCGGCCACUACAACCGAAGCCGGAGCGUCUCGGAGAACCUCAAGAUGAAGGCCGCGUUGCUCUCGCGCUUCGACUUGAUUUUCGUGCUCCUCGACCGGCCCGACUCGAACCGCGACCACAUGCUCUCGGAGCACGUCAUGUACAACCACUUGACGUCCAAGCAGAAGCGCCAGCGCGUCGAGUUGGGCGCUGGGUCGCAGAAGAAAUGGUCGCAGUCGCGCUUGGACCAAGGACCCCCGGCCGACAUUGGGGAUGCGAACGACGGGUCGCUCAAGCAGCGGCUCAUGGCCAACUGGGCCGAGCUCCAAGAAACGCCCAUCUCGAUCUACCUCAUCCGGCGCUACAUCGCCUACGCUCGAAAGUACAUCCACCCCAAGCUGUCGCCGGACGCCAAGACCUUUCUGCAGGAAAAAUAUUUGAAAAUGCGCGCUGACGCCGAGACGUCGUCCGACGGGAUCCCAAUCACGAUGCGGCAGCUCGAGUCGCUCAUCCGGCUCGCGCAAGCCCGCGCCAAGAUCGAACUCAAGGACGUCGUCGAGGUGCAGCACGCCUACGACGUGGUCGAAAUCAUGCAAGAAUGCCUGCUCGACACGUACACGACUGAGGACGGCGACUUGGACUUUGGCCGGUCGGGCGGCCUCAGCCUCUCGAAAAAGGUCAAGGCGUACAUGGCGCGACUCAAGAAGGCUGCGAUCACGCGCAACUCGACAAAGUUUAGCAUGGACGAGCUUCUUGAAGUUGCCAACAGCAUGGCGCUGCAGGUCGACGACUUCCGCGACUUCAUCGAUAUCUUGCGCAACGAGUGCUACGUGCUCAAGCAAGGCCCCAACGUCUACAAGGUGCAGCUGUAGCUUCAAGAGCGCUCGCCGGCGAUCCAUCUACCCUCACGGCGUCAUCACACUCUAAGAAAUACACUGCUCGCUCGGACUCUGUCUUGGUCGUAGCAACAGACACUCGUGGCAGCACCAGCGGCGUGCGAUUCUAAAGAAGGUGCUCUUUUACGAA
This is a messenger RNA of Saprolegnia diclina VS20, 2516 nucleotides long. RefSeq lists its product as hypothetical. Gene Ontology annotation, biological process: DNA replication. NCBI's taxonomy places the organism in Eukaryota, Oomycota, Saprolegniomycetes, Saprolegniales, Saprolegniaceae. Gene Ontology annotation, molecular function: ATP binding; single-stranded DNA binding; ATP hydrolysis activity. The record is from RefSeq and is a predicted model, not a curated record. Gene Ontology annotation, cellular component: nucleus; MCM complex. The transcript has 11 exons. Bases 227 to 2362 code for a protein of 711 amino acids.